AUGUGUGAAGAGAAAGAAUUCACAUUGUUAGUUAGGAGAAGAGGCUCCGUAAAACAAAGGCUUACCCUUUUUCAAAGAUACUUGGUGGAGUUGAUUACCGCGUCCGAGAGCGAGAAUUUUGUUGUUGAAGAAGAAUGCGCGUUAGAGCUUGAAUCAAGGCUAAAUGCAGCACUUUCGUUAAUGUCCGAUUAUGAAGAAAUUCAGUUGCAAAUCGAAUUAACAGUGUCUGAAUCCGAGAUAGAAAAGCAGUUCCAGGAUCGUUCAGGAUUUCAGAGUCAGUAUUAUAGUUGUACCUCAAAAGGAAAAAGAUUAUUAAAUAGUUUUCGGGAAAAUCUUAAAGAUGAAAUAGAGUACAAUCGUGUCAGGGAAUUAAAACUUUGCUUAAAUUGCCUCAAAUCUGGUCAUUUUGUAACACGGUGCAGGAUAAAGGCUUUGUGCAACAAAUGCAACGGUAAGCACAAUACUUUACUUCAUCAUGAGGCUAUAGAGCAAGGGGAAAAUUCGAAAGGUUCUGAUGCAGUUGUUACUUUAUCAUCCUUUUCUUCAAAUAUGGUGUUGUUGUCUACAGUAAGUCUCGAGGUUUUAGAUAAGACCGGCAAGCCACGACUAAUAAGAGCUGUGUUAGAUUGUGGGUCACAGUCGUCUUACGUGACAUCAAAUUUAGUGAAACAGUUGGGUUUACCGGAAACUCCAAUUGAAAUAAAAAUGGUAGGUUUAAGUUGUACAUCAACAAAAAUAGAAUCGAAAUCUCAGGUCACUGUACGUUCUCGUCACAAUAAUUUUAGUACUUCAAUAUCGUGUCUUGUGAUUCCUGAGAUAACAAACCAACUUCCUGAGUUUUCAUUCAAUCUGUCGCAGGUGGAAAUUCCUCAGCAUCUUAGGUUAGCUGAUCCUCAAUUCAACAAAGCGUCUCGAGUAGAUAUGCUAAUAGGUGCUGAUAUAUUCUGGAACCUAUUGUGUGCUGCCCAAAUAAAUCUAGGAUCGAACAAACCUGUCCUCCAAAAAACAAAAUUUGGAUGGAUAGUUUCAGGGCCUUUAGGUGUCGGUGGGCAGGAAAAAUUUACUCAUUGUAACUUAUCCGUUGAGAAUGACUUACAAAGGCAGGUUUGUAAGCUAUGGGAGAUAGAAAAUGAAUUCUCAGAAAUUCGAAAAUUCUCGAAAGAAGAGCAAAUGUGUGAGGAUCAUUUCACAAAAACAGCGAGACAAGAUCAAGAUGGACGUUUUGUGGUGUCUAUUCCAUUAAAGAGUUGUGUGAGUCUGUUAGGGGAAUCUAAAAAUCGAGCUAUUCGACAGUUUCAGCAGUUAGAGCACAAAUUUGCGAAUAAUAUUGAAUUCAAGAAUAUGUAUGUAGACUUUAUGGAGGAAUAUGAAAGAAUGGGUCACAUGACUAAGGUGAAUGACAAAGUUCAGAUUGAAUGUGCAUACUAUUUACCUCAUCAUGGUGUUCUGCGAGAAAGUAGUGAAACCACUAAAUUGCGGGUGGUAUACAAUGCAUCAUCUCCUACUACAACUGGCUACUCUUUUAAUGAUCUUCAAAUGGUGGGUCCUACUAUUCAGUCUGACUUGAUAACAAUCAUACUUCGUUUUAGGCAGCAUACGUAUGUAGCGUGUGCAGAUAUUGAAAAAAUGUACAGGCAGGUACUUGUAGAAGAAAGAGAGCGCUCUCUACAACGAAUUGUAUGGCGUUCUGAUACUUCUUUGCCUAUUUCAACGUUUAAUUUAAACACAGUGACUUAUGGCACAGCUAGUGCACCUUUUCUGGCAAUUCGGUGUCUGUUUGAAUUGGCCAAGUUGUACGAGAAUGAGUGUCCUGAGGUAGUAAACAUCAUCAGACAUGAUAUGUAUGUUGAUGAUGUAAUCACAGGGUCGGAUUCUUUAGAAUCGCUACAGCAAAAUUGUGUGGGUCUUCUAAAUAUUUUGGAACGGGGUCAAUUUUUCCUAAGGAAGUGGAUUUCUAACUCUGAAAAGGUUCUUGAAGGAAUAGAUAAGUCUCGAUGGUCAUCAAGUUCAAAGGGAUUUGGAAAAGAAGAGGAAGAAAAAUCUAAAACACUUGGUCUAAUGUGGUUGCCUCAAUCUGACCAAUUGUCUUAUGACAUCAAUAUUGCUAAAAUAUCUCGAAUGCCAGUGAAAGAGCUUAUGGGGGAUGUAUCUAUUUACGCUCAGUAG
Anoplophora glabripennis (Asian longhorned beetle) is the source of this 2166-nucleotide messenger RNA. RefSeq lists its product as uncharacterized. The record is from RefSeq and is a predicted model, not a curated record. The transcript has 3 exons. The coding region runs from base 1 to 2166 and encodes 721 amino acids. Lineage: Eukaryota; Metazoa; Arthropoda; Insecta; Coleoptera; Cerambycidae.